CAACUGUAGAUAGAGUGACAGCAAAUAAAACGCGUUCCUUCAGUAUCUAUAUUUAGUACCUAAAUAAUUUUAUCUGUUUUAGAAAUGUAAGUACGAACCGCCCGCAGAUAAUAAAUAUCCCAGUCUCUUACUAGGAAAGAAUGGCGGGGAAAGUGCAAAAUUAUAAGGGCGAAAUAUGCGAAGUGUGUGUUUUGAGGGGGUAAGUGCGCUGAAGAGAUCGGCGUUUCUGCAGUGGUGGCCCACUUCGACGCUGCAGUCGUGGGGAGACGGUGGAGCAGGAAGCAUAGGCGCCGACAAUCAUCGAUUCCCCUCCCGAACGUUUGCUUUUGCUUCUCGAACUCUCGACCUCGGUAUAGGCUAAAUACCAAAACAAUUCUACUGAGUGAUGAAAUAAUUGUCGUCAUUUAUGACAUAAAACAUUGGAUAUUCAGUGAACCAAGAUGCCGUUAAUUGCGAUACCAUCAAAGUGCUUGUCCCUACAUUUUAAUCGAGUUCGAUUUUAAUAAAACAACUUUCUUCAGCUGUAGAGGAUGGCUGACAGCGAAGGAGGCUCGGAGCAAGAUGAUGUUUCAUUUCUUCGAACAGAAGAUAUGGUGUGCUUGUCAUGCACAGCCACCGGUGAAAGAGUGUGCUUGGCAGCCGAAGGCUUCGGCAACAGACAUUGUUACCUGGAAACCAUAGCAGAUAAGAACAUCCCACCUGACCUGUCACAAUGCGUGUUCGUAAUAGAACAAGCCUUGUCAGUUCGCGCUCUUCAGGAACUAGUCACCGCUGCCGGCUCAGAGACGGAACAAGAAUCUCUCGGUAAAGGUACUGGAUCAGGCCACAGAACUCUGCUAUAUGGCAAUGCCAUUCUUCUUCGACAUCAGAAUAGUGAUAUGUAUUUGGCCUGUUUAUCAACCAGCUCUUCCAAUGAUAAAUUAGCCUUUGAUGUGGGUCUCCAGGAACAUUCCCAAGGUGAAGCCUGUUGGUGGACUGUUCAUCCUGCAUCAAAACAAAGAUCUGAGGGUGAGAAAGUGAGAGUUGGUGAUGACCUUAUUUUAGUGUCUGUAGCCACAGAGCGAUAUCUACAUACAGCAAAAGAAAAUGACUUGUCUGUAGUGAAUGCAUCUUUCCAUGUAACUCAUUGGUCUGUGCAACCAUAUGGAACUGGCAUUAGCAGGAUGAAGUAUGUAGGUUAUGUCUUUGGUGGUGAUGUAUUAAGGUUCUUCCAUGGAGGUGAUGAAUGUCUCACCAUUCCAUCUACUUGGACUGAUCAACCUGGUCAAAAUAUUGUUAUUUAUGAGGGUGGCAGUGUAAUGAGUCAAGCCAGAUCACUGUGGCGACUUGAGCUGGCUAGAACCAAAUGGGCUGGUGGCUUCAUCAACUGGUAUCAUCCAAUGAGAAUCCGUCAUCUUACCACUGGCCGAUAUUUGGGAGUAAAUGAGAACAAUGAGCUGUAUCUGGUAAAAAAAGAUGAUGCUACACUUGCCACAUCCACAUUCUGCCUGCGACAAGAGAAAGAUGAUCAGAAAGUGGUCCUGGAAGAAAAAGACCUGGAAGUUAUUGGUGCUCCCAUCAUCAAGUAUGGUGAUAGUACUGUAAUUGUACAACACUCAGAAUCAGGACUGUGGCUGUCAUAUAAGUCUUAUGAGACAAAAAAGAAAGGAGUUGGUAAAGUUGAGGAGAAGCAAGCUAUACUCCAUGAGGAAGGAAAGAUGGAUGAUGGCUUAGAUUUCAGCCGCAGUCAGGAAGAAGAAUCAAGAACAGCUCGUGUGAUUCGAAAGUGCAGUUCCCUCUUCACCAACUUUAUCACGGGCCUGGAAACUCUACAGCUUAACAGACGUGCAUCCGUGUUCUUCCACUGUGUGAAUUUAGGUGAAAUGGUGAUGUGUCUUGAAGAUCUGAUUAACUAUUUUGCACAACCUGGAGAAGAAAUGGAACAUGAAGAGAAACAGAAUCGUCUUCGUGCCCUAAGGAAUCGGCAGGACCUAUUCCAAGAAGAAGGCAUACUGAACCUAAUUCUAGAAGCCAUUGACAAAAUUAAUGUAAUAACCUCUCAAGGUUUUCUGGUGGCUUUGUCAGGUGAUGAGGCAGGCCAGAAUUGGGAUGUUAUUUCUGGAUACUUGUAUCAAUUGCUUGCUGCAAUCAUCAAGGGAAAUCACACUAAUUGUACCCAGUUUGCAAACACAAACAGAUUGAACUGGUUGUUUAGCAGAUUGGGCUCACAGGCUUCUGGUGAAGGUACUGGAAUGUUGGAUGUGCUGCAUUGUGUGCUAAUUGACUCUCCUGAAGCUCUGAACAUGAUGAGGGAUGAGCACAUUAAAGUUAUUAUCUCCCUACUGGAGAAGCAUGGCCGAGAUCCAAAGGUCCUUGAUGUGUUGUGCUCAUUGUGUGUUGGUAAUGGUGUUGCAGUCAGAAGUUCACAGAACAACAUAUGUGAUUUCUUGCUGCCAGGCAAGAAUUUGCUGCUGCAGACACAGCUGGUGGACCAUGUUGCAAGUGUGAGACCAAACAUCUUUGUGGGACGAGUAGAAGGAUCUGCUAUGUACCAGAAGUGGUAUUUUGAAGUGACAGUAGACCAUGUUGAACAGACAACUCAUAUGAUGCCACACCUAAGGAUUGGCUGGGCCAACACUGCUGGGUAUGUACCUUAUCCAGGUGGAGGUGAGAAAUGGGGUGGCAAUGGUAUCGGUGAUGACUUGUAUUCCUAUGGUUUUGAUGGUGCAAGCCUUUGGAUGGGUGGCCGCAAUACUGUUGUGAUACCAGAUGCAAUGGAGCCUUGUAUCAAGAAAGGAGAUGUGAUUGGCUGUGCACUGGAUUUAACAGUUCCAGUAAUAACAUUCACAUUCAAUGGACACAUUGUGAAAGGAUCAUUCAGGAAUUUUAACUUGGAUGGCAUGUUCUUCCCAGUAAUUAGCUGCUCUUCCAAACUAAGCUGCCGAUUUCUUCUUGGUGGUGACCAUGGCCGCUUGAAAUACAUUCCUCCUGAGGAAUUUUCACCACUAGUUGAAAGCCUGCUGCCACAACAAGUGCUCUCAAUUGAUCCAUGUUUUUAUUUUGGAAAUCUUAACAAGGUUGUCCUUUCUGGACCUUGGCCUGUGGAAGAUGAUACUGCAUUUGUGCCAACACCUGUUGACACUACAACUGUAACACUUCCAAGUUAUGUGGAGAGUAUAAGAGACCGUCUAGCAGAAAACAUUCAUGAAAUGUGGGCUAUGAAUAAAAUUGAAGCUGGUUGGCAGUAUGGUGAAAGACGAGAUGAUGUGAGGAAAAUUCAUCCGUGUCUCAUUCAGUUUGAGCGGUUACCACCAGCUGAGAAACGUUAUGACUCCCAGCUUGCAGUACAAACAUUGAAAACUAUAUUGGCAUUGGGAUACUACAUAACAAUGGAUAAGCCUCCAUCUCGAAUAAAAUCUCUUCGUCUUCCAAAUGAACCAUUUCUACAGUCCAAUGGCUACAAACCAGCUCCACUGGAUCUUGGUGCCAUAACGCUCACUCCUAAGAUGGAAGAACUGGUGGACCAAUUGGCAGAGAAUACCCAUAAUCUGUGGGCAAAGGAACGAAUUCAGCAGGGAUGGACUUAUGGGUUAAAUGAGGAUUCCGAUAUGAAGAGGAGUCCGCAUCUGGUUCCUUACAGUAAAGUGGAUGAUGCUAUCAAGAAAGCAAACCGGGACACUGCAAGUGAGACAGUUCGAACAUUGUUGGUAUAUGGUUACAACCUUGAUCCUCCAACUGGAGAGCAACAUGAAGCCUUACUUGCUGAAGCAGCAAGAAGUAAGCAUAUGGCAUUCAGAACCUACAGAGUAGAGAAAAACUAUGCAGUCACUACAGGAAAAUGGUACUUUGAAUUUGAGAUCAUGACUGCAGGCCCAAUGCGUGUUGGAUGGGCACGUGCUGAUUGCAGUCCAGGGUAUCAGUUGGGCAGUGAUGAAUAUACAUGGGCAUUUGAUGGAUAUAAUGAAGAAAAGCUUUAUUGUGGGUCAGCUGAGUCAUUUGGCAAACAAUGGCAAGUGGGAGAUGUGGUCGGAGUAUUCCUCGACCUAAUUGAUCGUACUAUAAGCUUCUCACUAAAUGGUGAGCUUUUAAUGGAUGCCCUGGGCGGUGAGACAUCAUUUGCAGAUGUUCAGGGUGAUUCAUUUGUUCCUGCUUUUACAUUGGGAGUUGGCCAAAAAGGCAAGCUUACAUUUGGGCAGGAUGUAAACACGCUGAAAUUCUUCACCAUGUGUGGCCUUCAAGAAGGAUAUGAACCUUUCUGUGUCAAUAUGAAGAGACCUGUAACAUACUGGUACACGAAGGAUCAGCCAAUAUUUGAGAACACUGAAGACUUUGUUGACACAAGGAUUGAUGUGACAAGAAUACCAGCAGGAUCAGAUACACCACCUUGUAUGAAGAUUAGUCAUAAUACUUUUGAGACCAUGGAAAAGGCUAACUGGGAGUUUCUCAGACUGUCAUUACCUGUCAUAUGUCAGUCAAUAUUCAUAGAUGAGGAAGAAAAAAUCAGACGAUGGCAAGAGAUUAAGAUUCGCCAGCAUCGACUUCUUGCUGAGGCUGAUCAGACGCACCCAGCACAUAUAGAACAGAUCAUGAAGUCUGGUUUCACAAUGAAUGACAUUAAAGGUCUUCAGCGAGGGUAUUCAGAAGAUGCUGUUGAAGCAGAUGAACUCAUAAUGAAUGGACCAUCGCCAGAUUCUCCUCCAAGCAAGCUGAAGCACAAACCAUCCAGACCGCCCAGGAGAGGCUCACUUUCUCGAAACACCACAUAUGACAAAAUGGAAAAUAUGCAACUGAACGGAACAUUAGAACCAGGUAAAAUGCAACGAUCCACAAGUGAUGUAGACUUAAACCUGUAUAAUGGUGCAGAUCGAAUGAUCAAUAAUCAGGAAUCGGUGAAAGAUGAUAAGAAGAAACGAGGACGUUCUCCUUUCAGAUUCUUCUCUCGUAAGCGUGAUGCCAGUGGUGAUCGUCUGAAGAAAGGAAAAACUCCAGAACGAGCUAUGGAUGGAGACAUAAGUCCUGAUAGAAAACCCAUUGGUAUGGGCCGGACUAGCACACUACAUGCGCGAACACCACACGUGAGAGUCUCACAGACGGAUUUAAAAAUUAUUCCGCCUUCCAUCCCAGAUAGAAGUCCAAAGGUUAUGUCUGUCCCAGUUGCCACAGGAUUAGAAUCUAUUGGCAAUGAGAUCUUCGAUGCUGAAUGUCUCAGACUUAUAAAUGAGUACUUCUAUGGUGUGAGGAUCUUCCCUGGACAAGACCCAACACAUGUCUAUGUGGGCUGGGUGACAACACAGUAUCACUUCUUCAGCAAUGAAUUCAAUCAGAGCAGUGUUCGCAGAGCUUCUGUUAUGAUUGUAGAUGACCAUGAAAGGAUACUUGAAAGAAUUGAUCGUCAGAGUUGCUACAUGGUCCGAGCUGACGAACUGUACAACGAAGUAACUCAUGAUGCAUCAGGCAAAGGGGCAUCUCAAGGAAUGUUUGUUGGUUGCUUUGUUGACACAGCAACUGGCUGGAUCACCUACACUUGUGAAGGAAAGGAAACCAGCCGCAGGUUCAAGAUGGAACCUGAAACAAAAGUUUUCCCUGCCAUCUUUGUGGAAGCAACUAGCAAAGAAGUUUUGCAAAUUGAGUUGGGUAGAACAUCAACCACUCUACCUCUUUCAGCAGCUCUGCUUCAGAAUUCUGAGAGGCAUGUUAUACCACAGUUUCCACCAAGACUUAAGGUGCAGUGCUUGAAACCUCACCAGUGGGCACGAGUUCCUAACCAGUCCUUGCAAGUACAUGCCCUGAAACUGUCAGACAUUCGUGGUUGGAGUAUGCUUUGUGAAGACCCUGUGUCCAUGUUGGCACUUCACAUUCCAGAAGAAGAUAGGUGCAUUGACAUAUUAGAAUUAAUUGAGAUGGAACGUCUGCUGAGUUUUCAUGCCCACACUCUUACCUUGUAUGCCGCACUCUGCUACCAGUCCAACUAUCGUGCGGCUCAUGCCCUCUGUCUCCAUGUAGACCAGAAACAGCUUUUAUAUGCCAUAUGUUCAGAGUACAUGUCGGGGCCCCUGCGACAGGGCUUUUAUGAUUUGCUCAUUGCACUCCAUUUGGAGUCACAUGCUACAACUAUGGAAGUUUGUAAGAAUGAAUAUAUCAUUCCAUUGGGUCCAGAGUUGAAGGGAUUGUAUGACGAUCCUGAAAUGGGUCACAGUUUACGUUCACUCAGAACAGAAUCAGUGAGACCACAGAUGAAGAUGACCGACAUUGCUGAGACAGUUGACAACAUCAAGAGCCUGUACAGUCCCUAUUUCCCUCUGGAUGUGGUAAAGAAUUUUGUAAUGACAGCUUUAGAUGAGGCUGUGCAAAUAAAUCAGGUACACAACAGGGAUCCCAUUGGAGGCAGUAAUGAGAACCUCUUCCUACCCUUAUUGAAAUUAGUGGAUCGUUUGUUACUGGUUGGAAUGCUGACUGAUGAGGAUGUCGUUAAGUUGCUCAUCAUGAUAGACCCAGAGACGUGGGAUGACUCAUUCCAGAAAGAUGGUAAGGAUGAGCAUAGGAAGGGCUUGCUACAUAUGAAGAUGGCUGAAGGAGCUAAACUUCAGAUGUGCUACUUACUUCAGCAUCUUUGUGAUAUUCAGUUGCGGCACAGAGUGGAAUCCAUUAUUGCCUUCAGUCAUGACUUCAUUGGUGAUUUACAAACUGAUCAACUUAGAAGAUACAUUGAAAUCAAGCAAUCUGACUUGCCAUCAGCUGUUGCAGCUAAAAAGACCAGAGAAUUCAGAUGUCCACCUCGGGAACAAAUGAAUGCAAUUCUUGGCUUCAAGAACUUGGAAGGAGAAGACAGGGAAAACUGUCCCUGUGGAGAAGACCUGAGUGAGCACCUGACAAAGUUUCAUGAGAAACUUAUGUAUUAUGUUUCACUAAGUGCUUUACAGGAGCCUGAGGAACCUGAGGAACCUGCUGCAGGUGCUGUAAAGCCUGGACCAUUUAAGCGUUUGUGUAAUAUUAUAAAUGCUGUGAAAGAAUUGGAAAUAGAGCCUAAAGAAGAGGAUGAGCCACAAAAGAAAUCACCUGAAGAGGUAUUCAGAAAGAUACUGAUUAGCACCAUAGUAAGAUGGGCUGAGGAGUCACAGAUUGAAACACCUAAGCUUGUACGAGAAAUGUUCAGCUUGUUGGUUCGGCAGUAUGACAGCAUUGGUGAGCUCAUUAGAGCACUGCAGAAAACAUACGUCAUUAACAGUAAGACAAAGGAUGAUGUUUCUCAAAUGUGGGUCGGUUUAAGUCAGAUAAGGUCUCUCUUACCUGUGCAAAUGUCGCAAGAAGAGGAGGGGCUUAUGAGAGAGCGACUGUGGAAGCUGGUGAACAACCAUACAUUCUUCCAGCAUCCUGACUUGAUAAGAAUCUUACGUGUCCAUGAGAAUGUGAUGGCAGUGAUGAUGAAUACUCUUGGCAGACGAGCUCAGGCCCAAUCAGAUACCCAAGUACAAACUCAAGCCACAGGCCAAGAAGGAGAAGCACCUCCAAAGGAGAAGGAUACCUCUCAUGAGAUGGUGGUAGCUUGUUGCCGAUUCCUGUGCUACUUCUGCAGAACUUCACGCCAGAACCAGAAAGCCAUGUUUGACCAUUUCGCAUUUCUUUUGGAGAACAGUAACAUCCUUCUGUCAAGACCAUCUUUGCGUGGGAGUACACCUCUAGAUGUGGCUUAUUCCUCCCUGAUGGAGAAUACUGAACUUGCACUGGCACUUCGAGAACACUACUUGGAAAAAAUUGCUAUCUAUCUUUCUCGUUGUGGUUUACAAUCCAACUCGGAGCUUCUUGAGAAAGGCUAUCCAGACCUAGGUUGGGAUCCAGUGGAAGGAGAGAGAUAUUUGGAUUUCUUACGAUUCUGUGUCUGGGUCAAUGGUGAGAGUGUGGAAGAAAAUGCCAACCUUGUAAUUCGUCUUCUGAUCCGUCGGCCAGAAUGCUUAGGUCCUGCACUGAGAGGUGAAGGAGAAGGAUUGCUGAGAGCCAUCAUUGAUGCCAACAAGAUGUCAGAGCGCAUAGCUGACAGAAGGAAGUUGAUGGAUGAAGCAGAAGGAACAAUGUCAGUACUGCAGUUUGAACAUCCACUGCCAGAGAGUGAUGAAGAUGAAGAUUACAUUGACACUGGAGCAGCCAUUCUUAACUUCUACUGUACUUUGGUGGAUCUUCUUGGUCGCUGUGCUCCAGAUGCUUCUGUCAUUGCACAGGGGAAAAAUGAGUCUCUCCGAGCAAGAGCCAUUCUGCGGUCACUGGUGCCUCUGGAAGAUCUACAAGGGGUACUGAGUCUGAGGUUCACUCAGACAAAUCCUGCAGCAGGAGAGGAACGGCCUAAGAGUGACAUGCCAUCUGGUCUCAUUCCUGGCAAUAAACAGAGUAUAGUUCUCUUCCUUGAGAGAGUGUAUGGUAUUGAGACUCAAGAAUUGUUCUAUAAGCUCCUGGAAGAUGCGUUCCUUCCUGAUCUCCGAGCGGCCACCAUGUUGGACAGGAAUGAUGGCUAUGAAUCUGAUAUGGCAUUAGCAAUGAAUCGUUACAUUGGCAAUUCCAUCUUGCCACUUCUUAUCAAACACUCUUCAUUCUACAAUGAAGCUGAUAAUUAUGCCAAUUUAUUGGAUGCCACCUUGCAUACAGUUUAUAGGCUGUCCAAAAACAGAAUGCUUACCAAGGGUCAGAGAGAAGCUGUAUCAGACUUUCUCGUGGCACUUACCAGUCAAAUGCAACCAAGCAUGUUACUGAAGUUGUUGAGGAAACUAACCAUUGAUGUUUCCAAGCUGACGGAGUACACCACAGUAGCACUGAGGUUGCUGAUGCUGCAUUAUGACAGGUGUGCCAAGUAUUAUGGUUCUACAUCAGGACAAGGGAUGUAUGGUGCUUCCAGUGAUGAAGAGAAGAGGUUGACUAUGAUGCUCUUCAGCAACAUCUUUGAUUCUCUCUCUAAAAUGGACUAUGAUCCAGAGCUGUUUGGAAAAGCACUUCCAUGCUUGACUGCCAUUGGUUGUGCUCUGCCACCAGACUACUCUCAGUCCAAAAACUAUGAUGAUGAAUGGUACAGCUCAAAGACAGGUGCAGAUCCUGAUGGUCCUUAUAACCCACAGCCUAUCAACACCAGCAGUGUGGCCUUAAACAAUGAUCUCAACAAUAUUGUUCAGCAAUUCUCAGAACAUUAUCAUGAUGCAUGGGCUAGUAGGAAACUGGAUAAUGGUUGGGUGUAUGGAGAGCAGUGGUCUGAUGCUAACAAGACUCACCCUCGCUUGAAACCAUAUGGCAUGCUGAAUGACUAUGAGAAAGAGCGUUAUAAGGAACCUGUGAGAGAGUCCUUGAAGGCCCUGCUUGCUAUUGGUUGGACUGUAGAGCACUCUGAUGUUGAAGUACCAUCAAACAAUAGAAAUUCCACAAGAAGAUCAUCCAAAACAAACCCUGUUGACAAAGCAACGCCAUUUAACUACCACCCUCACCCAGUAGAUAUGACUAACCUCACUCUAAGCAGAGAGAUGCAAAACAUGGCUGAGAGAUUGGCUGAAAACGCUCAUGAUAUCUGGGCAAAGAAGAAGAAGGAAGAGCUCACGACUUGUGGAGGAGCUGUCAGUCCACAGUUGGUGCCAUAUGAUUUGCUGACUGACAAGGAGAAGAAAAAGGACAGAGAGCGUUCACAGGAAUUCCUCAAAUAUCUACAGUACCAAGGCUACAAGCUACACAGGCCCAACCGUGGUGGUGGAACUGAAUCAGAACAAGCAGCUACAGGAGCUGCAGUGGAACUAAGGUUUGCAUACAGCCUGCUGGAAAAACUUAUACAGUACUUGGACUCAGCUUCCAUCAAUAUGAAACUUCUUAAACCAUCAAGCACUUUCAGUAGAAGAAACAGCUUCAAAACUUCCACAAGGGACAUUAAAUUUUUCUCAAAGGUGGUGUUGCCGUUGAUGGAAAAAUAUUUCAGCACUCAUAGAAAUUACUUCAUUGCUGUAGCAACUGCUACUAACAAUGUAGGGGCUGCAUCUCUGAAGGAGAAAGAAAUGGUGGCCAGUUUGUUUUGCAAACUUGCCAACCUGCUACGUUCCCGCCUGGCAGCAUUUGGAGCUGAUGUGCGCAUUAGUGUCAGAUGUUUACAAGUGUUAGUAAAGGGAAUUGAUGCCAAAUCACUGGUGAAGAACUGUCCAGAAUUUAUUCGUACAUCAAUGUUGACUUUCUUCAAUAACACAGCAGAAGAUCUGGCACACACUAUACAGAAUCUGCAUGAUGGCCGUUACAGCCAUUUGAGGGGCGCUCACUUGAAAACGUCUACAUCUCUGUUCUACUUAAAUGGUGUCAUUCUACCAGUUCUGACCUCCAUGUUUGAUCAUCUAGCAGCUUGCGAGUACGGAAGUGAUCUACUAUUGGAUGAAAUCCAAGUGGCUUCUUACAAAAUGCUGGGCAGUUUAUAUACAUUGGGGACUGAUGGAUCUUUGACAGGAGACAGGAAAUAUUUGAAGACUGAAAUUGAGAGGCAUCGUCCUGCUCUUGGGAGCUGCCUAGGAGCUUUCUCCUCAACAUUCCCAGUUGCUUUCUUAGAGCCUCAUCUCAACAAGCACAACCAGUUCUCCCUUCUCAACCGCAUUGCGGAUCAUUCCCUGGAGGCACAGGAUGUGAUGGCCAGGAUGGAGGCUACUAUGCCAACACUAGAGGCUGUUCUCACAGAAGUGGACCAGUUUACUGAAUCAGAGAAAAGUUACGCAGAUGCUCCCCAUGUUAUUGAUGUUAUUCUACCUUUACUUUGUUCAUACCUUCCAUUCUGGUGGUCACAAGGACCAGACAAUGUCAGCCCCACAGGAGGAACACACGUGUCCAUGGUGACAAGUGAACAUAUGAACCAGUUACUGAAGAAUGUUCUGAAUCUUAUCAAAAAGAACAUCGGUAAUGAAAAUGCUCCAUGGAUGACAAGGAUUGCAGCAUACACACAGCAAAUUAUCAUCAAUUCAUCUGAAGAACUGCUGAAAGAACCAUUCCUUCCUUUGGCUGAACGUGUAAAGAAACGAACUGAUAAUAUGUUCCACAAAGAAGAAUCACUGAGAGGAUUCAUUAAGUCAUCCUCUGAUGACACUUCUCAGAUUGAGUCUCAAAUUCAGGAAGACUGGCACCUGCUAGUGAGAGACAUCUAUGCCUUCUAUCCACUUCUUAUCAAGUAUGUUGAUCAGCAACGUAACCACUGGCUGAAGAACAAUGUGGUGGAAGCUGAGGACCUAUAUAACCAUGUUGCAGACAUCUUCAACAUUUGGUCCAAGUCACAAUACUUUAUGCGUGAGGAGCAGAAUUUCAUAUCCGCUAAUGAGAUUGAUAACAUGGUACUGAUCAUGCCUACAGCAACUCGCAGAUCCGCUGUUGUUUCUGAAGGUGGGCAAGUUGCUGGAGGAAGUAAGAAAAAGAAGAAACAUCGUGAUAAGAAGCGUGAUAAAGAUAAGGAACUGCAGGCUAGUUUGAUGGUUGCCUGUCUCAAGAGACUUCUGCCAGUUGGUCUCAACCUUUUUGCUGGUAGAGAACAGGAAUUGGUUCAGCACUGCAAGGAUCGUUUCCUCAGGAAACUGCCAGAGAGUGACAUAAUGGAAUUUGCCAAAAUACAACUUACUCUUCCUGAUAAGAUUGAUCCAGCAGAUGAAAUGUCAUGGCAACAUUAUCUUUACUCCAAGCUUGGACAGAAGAAGACUGAUGAGGAAGGCAAGCCCAUGAAAAUAGAUGACAUUGUUGAGAGGAUUGUUGCAAUGUCAAAGGUUCUAUAUGGACUGCACAUGCAAGCAAACAAACCGUCAUCUAACCGUUCAUGUUGGAAAAGAGUACUGUCUGCAGCACGCAAAAGAGCAGCUAUUGCCUGUCUUCGUAGUGAACCGCUCUACAUGCUUAGGAGGCAUCGGGCAAUCAACAUUUUUAUUCGAACAUACCAUGAACUGUGGUUACAAGAUGAAAAUGUGGGCCAGGAAGUCAUGAUUGAAGAUCUCACACAAUCAUUUGAAGAUGCAGAGUUGAAGAAAUGUGACGAGGUAAAGGAAGAAGGAAAACCAGAUCCCCUGAACCAACUUGUUACCACAUUCUGCCGAGGGGCAAUGACAGAGCGCAGUGGAGCUUUGCAAGAGGACCCACUGUACAUGUCAUAUGCUAAAAUCUCUGCAAAGUCAUGUGGUGAGGAAGAAGAGGAAGGAGAAGAAGAAGGUGGGGAUGAAGAAGGAGGUGCUUCCAUUCAUGAACAAGAAAUGGAGAAGCAAAAGUUACUGUUCCAUCAGGCAAGGUUAGCAAACAGGGGUGUGGCAGAAAUGGUACUCCUCCACAUCUCAGCAUGCAAAGGUGUUCCUAGUGACAUGGUCAUGACAACACUGCAGUUGGGCAUUGCAGUUCUUCGAGGAGGCAAUGUUGACAUUCAAAUGGGAAUGCUGAAUCACCUUAAAGAAAAGAAGGAUGUUGGUUUCUUUACUUCCAUUGCUGGUCUCAUGAAUUCUUGUAGUGUGCUGGAUCUGGAUGCCUUUGAACGCAAUACCAAGGCAGAGGGUCUGGGUGUAGGUUCAGACGGAGCAGCUGGAGAGAAGAACAUGCAUGAUGCUGAAUUUACUUGUGCUCUCUUCAGGUUCAUUCAACUGACCUGUGAAGGUCACAAUCUUGAGUGGCAGAAUUAUCUGAGAACUCAGGCUGGGAACACAACUACGGUCAAUGUUGUUAUCUGCACAGUUGAUUACUUGCUAAGGCUUCAGGAAUCUAUCAUGGAUUUCUACUGGCAUUAUUCUAGUAAAGAGAUCAUUGAUCCAGCCGGAAAAGCAAAUUUCUUCAAAGCUAUUGGGGUAGCAAGUCAGGUAUUUAACACACUUACUGAAGUGAUCCAGGGUCCAUGUACACAGAAUCAGCAAGCCUUAGCUCACUCAAGGUUGUGGGAUGCUGUUGGAGGUUUCUUGUUUCUCUUCUCACACAUGCAGGACAAGCUAUCAAAACAUUCAAGCCAGGUAGACUUACUGAAAGAACUUCUCAAUCUUCAGAAGGACAUGAUAACUAUGAUGCUGUCUAUGCUUGAAGGCAACGUUGUCAAUGGCACAAUUGGUAAACAGAUGGUGGACACCUUGGUAGAGUCAGCAUCUAAUGUUGAGUUGAUCCUGAAGUACUUUGACAUGUUCUUGAAGCUCAAAGAUUUAACAUCAUCAGCUAGCUUCCAGGAAAUUGAUGUUAACCAUGAUGGAUGGGUUUUUCCAAAGGAUUUCAGAGAAAAAAUGGAGCAACAAAAGAGCUAUACUCCUGAAGAGAUCAACUUCUUGUUGAUGUGUUGUGAUACAAACCAUGAUGGUAAGAUAGAUUACGUAGAAUUCACAGAUAGGUUCCAUGAUCCUGCCAAAGAAAUUGGCUUCAACCUUGCUGUACUGCUUACCAACUUGUCUGAGCACAUGCCUAAUGAACCAAGGUUGGCCAGAUUCUUGGAAACAGCUGGCAGUGUCCUCAACUACUUCGAACCAUUCCUAGGGCGUAUUGAAAUCCUUGGUGGCAGCAAGAGGAUAGAGAGGGUGUACUUCGAAAUCAAGGAAUCUAACAUUGAACAGUGGGAAAAGCCACAAAUUAAGGAAUCGAAACGCGCAUUCUUCUACUCCAUUGUUACUGAAGGAGGUGAUAAGGAGAAGUUGGAAGCAUUUGUGAAUUUCUGUGAGGAUGCCAUUUUUGAAAUGACACAUGCCAGUGGGCUGAUGGCUGUAGUGGAGAGCUCUGGAGGAGGAAAGGCAAGGGAAGCCUCAUACAGUUACAUGACAGAAGAAGAUGAAGAACGCGCUGCUAAGGACCCCAUCCAACGAGGCAUCCAAACUACAAAGGAUACUUUGUACUUCUGUAUGGCAAUGCUGUCUCCAUCACAUAUCAAAGCAAAGAUCAAUGAGCUGCAACAGAUGACAAUACCAGAAAUCUUCAUUGCCUUUUUCAAGAUGAUUUUCUAUUCUUUCUAUUACUCUGGAUUUGGUGUCUCAAUUGUCAUACGGUACAUUGUGGGAAUUCUGAUGUCGUUAAUGCGAGGUCCACAAAUAGAAGAGCCAGUGGCAGAAGUGAAAGAGGAGGAAAAGCUAGGCCCAGUACGAAUGUUACCAGCAUUACCAGCAACACCUGAUGAAGCUUCAUCACCAACACAGUUGCAGGCAUUUGGACUCGAUAUCACCAAGGAGGACAAUGGGCAGUUCCACAUGGCCCCACAUGAAAGUGCUCCACCAUCACCACAGUCAAGCUUGGAAGAAGGUGGGGAGUCUACCCCAGAAGAAGGGGGAGAAGAGCAUCCAAAGCCUGAGGGCGCUGAAGGAGAACCUCCAUUGUCUCUAGUUGACUUACUUGGGGGUGACGCAGCUCGUAAAGCUGCUGCUGCAACAGCAGAGGCAGCAGCCCAGCAGCAGGCUGUGAUGGCAGCAGUAGAGGCAGAAACAAAACAGGAAGUUGUUGUAGAACCAGCCGCUGUGUCCCAAAUUGACUUCAGUGAGUACACAGCAAGGGCUGUUAGUUUCUUGGCUCGAAAUUUCUACAACCUCAAGUAUGUGGCUUUAGUAUUGGCUUUCUGCAUAAACUUCAUUCUACUGUUCUAUAAGGUAACAACUCUUGGUGAUGAUGGUGAUGAUGGUGAUGAUGGGAGUGGUUCUGGGGAAGACUUGGCUGAUUUGAUGGAUGAAUUGUCUGCUGAAGUUAAUUCAACAGAAGUUCUGAGUGGAGAGGAAAGUGGAGGACAGGAUGAUGAAGAGGAAGAUCCUAUAGAAUUGGUCCAUGUUGAUGAAGAUUUCUUCUAUAUGGCACAUGUUAUGAGGUUAAUGGCAGCAUUACAUACGCUUGUGUCCGUGGCCAUGCUUAUUGCAUAUUACCAUCUCAAGGUGCCAUUGGCUAUAUUCAAGCGAGAGAAGGAGAUAGCAAGGCGACUGGAAUUUGAUGGUUUAUAUAUAGCAGAGCAACCAGAGGAUGAUGAUAUCAAGUCACACUGGGAUAAGCUAGUCAUAUCAGCAAAAUCAUUCCCUGUUAACUAUUGGGAUAAAUUUGUGAAGAAGAAGGUACGCCAAAAAUAUAGUGAGACUUACGACUUUGACUCAAUUAGUAAUAUGCUGGGAAUGGAGAAAACAUCUUUCAGUGCUCAAGAGGAAGAGACAGGAAGUGGCUUUAUACAUUUCAUCUUGAAUAUUGACUGGAGGUAUCAAGUUUGGAAGUCAGGUGUCACAAUCACCGACAAUGCUUUCUUGUACAGUUUAUGGUAUUUCAUAUUCUCCAUCCUUGGAAACUUCAAUAACUUCUUCUUUGCAGCCCAUUUGCUCGAUGUUGCUGUAGGUUUCAAGACAUUGCGCACUAUUCUGCAGUCAGUAACACAUAACGGGAAACAGCUUGUGCUAACGGUAAUGCUGCUGACAAUAAUUGUGUACAUAUACACUGUUAUUGCCUUCAACUUCUUCAGAAAGUUUUAUGUGCAAGAGGAAGAUGAAGAGGUGGAUAAGAAAUGUCAUGACAUGUUAACUUGCUUUGUAUUCCAUUUAUACAAAGGAGUACGUGCUGGUGGAGGCAUUGGUGAUGAAAUUGAACCUCCAGAUGGUGAUGACUAUGAAGUAUAUCGUAUUCUCUUUGAUAUCACUUUCUUCUUCUUUGUCAUUGUCAUUCUGCUUGCUAUUAUUCAAGGUUUGAUAAUUGAUGCUUUUGGUGAGCUGAGAGAUCAGUUGGAUAGUGUGAAAGAAAAUAUGGAAUCCAACUGCUUUAUCUGUGGCAUUGGCAAAGACUACUUUGACACAGUACCACAUGGUUUUGAUACACAUGUCGCAAAGGAGCACAAUCUAGCCAAUUAUAUGUUCUUCCUGAUGCAUCUCAUCAACAAACCAGAUACAGAGUACACAGGUCAAGAGACAUAUGUGUGGAACAUGUAUCAACAGAGGUGCUGGGACUUCUUCCCUGUUGGUGACUGCUUCAGGAAGCAAUAUGAUGAAUUAGGAGGUGGUGGUGGCUAAAGCAAAAAAAAAUUACCUUUACUUCUCUGGAGUUUAAAUAGCAUUCAGUUACUAUUCUACUUAUGAAGGUAUCCAACAAUCUAGUGAAGAGAAUAGAUUAUCACUGAUUGUCCAUACAUUUACUUUUGUAAUAUAUCAGAGUUUCUUUUGUUAAGUACCUUAGAACCCAUGAUUACAGCUUUCCUUGGUAGUAACAGCAUGAACAUACACUGCAUCCUUGCUCCAGGAUGUGAGGAUUAAUAAUAAGAACUAUAAGGAAAAGGAGAAUAAGGAUGCAGUCAGUUACAGACAUUGAAGGAAUUAAGAGUUAAAAAAUAAAACCUAAAAAUGUUCUGCUCCAACAUAAUAAAAUACUUGAAUUUCAUAAUGUUUUAAUGCUCUAAGAGCAUUUACAUAUUUCUGCCCGAAACUUUUAUCCGAUUUGAAGAUUAAAACAAUGUUAACAUAAACAUGCUGUUGUGUGACACAGAUUCUGUCUGUUCUCUUCAAAGUAUGUGCAUGAAGACAUAUCAAAAGAACUGGGCAAUUAAAACCAGUUAAUGAAGUGGUUAAUAGCUUCUGCAGUUAUCUCUUUCCUCAUUAAAAUGCAACUGAAAUAUAAAUAACAGUUUUAAAUUUGUAUUUUUAAUCGAUUUUAAUCGUUAUGUAAAGGGCAAAGCACAGAGCUUGGCAUUAUGUGGGAAGUAAUGUUCAAGUCAGGCAUAUACUGAAGCUGGAUUUUUGAGUAAGAAUACGAGUAUAUCAUGAAAAUGAAACUUGAUCUGUGAGAAGUCUUACAAUGCAAAUUAUGUAGUGAUGCUAAGUGUAUAUUUUAUAACAGAGUGAUGUAAGAGUGAGAAAAAUUUAGUAUGCACGACUGGCCGGUGUCCACAAAUCCCUUUUUAUUGUAUGAUUGCAGUUGUUAAACAUGAGGCAUGAAAGAUUCUGUUCAGGAAGAAUAUUACAUAAAUCAGGUUUCCAUUGAAAUUGAACCUCCAUGAACACAUUGUUCUUUGAAGUCACAGAUUUAAAGCAUUUUAUUUAAAUAUUAUUCCUUCCAGAGUUUUAAAUACAAGUGGACAUUUCACUAUUCAUACUGGAAACUUCCUCUUAUUUUCAAAUCUGACAUAGACUUAGUAUAAUCCUUUAGCUCCCAGUUAUAUGCCCUUACGUAUCUUUGCUAACAGACAUGCACAGAUAAUAUGAAGAAAUUCUCAAUUCUUCGGAUCUCCUGAAUUAUAGGAUAUUGUGUUCCCGAAAAGCAAUCUUUAGUCACUCUUCAGAAUAAUUUAUAAAAUUUUACAGCACUUUCAUGAGCUUUUGCAAUUAAAAUAUCACUAUUUCCUUAACUUAUACAGAUUGGGACAAUAUGAAGAUAGACUUUAUGGUUCUUCACAUGGCAAUAAAAACUGUUCUGGAUUGUUAUCAUAUUUAUGAUUAGUUUUCAAGUUUGAUGCUAAUAUGUAUAAACAUAUUUAAUGUUAACGGUUUAAUAUCCAAAUUGCUCCAUAGUUUACUUUCAGUGGUUGACAGAUUCCCUCUCCCACAAAACAAGGAUUAUGAGAAUGUUUUUUUUUUUUCAUUACAUGUGUAAAGAUGAUUUACGCUAGCAAAUGAAUGCAACAACUCAAGUUAUAAUCUUAGAUAUGUUGAUUAUUAAGUUACUGUAGUUGAUUUGAAUAUUUAAUUUAAAUUGGAAUAGAGUUCCUACAUAAGUCAAAAGACAAAUUUCACAUUGUUAUUUAGAAUCGCAAUUUGGCAUCUUGCUUCUUUUGUAUCCCGUGUAUGUUUAAACUUAUAGUUUAAUUAAAUAUUAUAUUAAAAUAUGAAUCAUAUAUU
Cryptotermes secundus is the source of this 17741-nucleotide messenger RNA. It is a transcript of the gene RyR, whose product is annotated as ryanodine receptor. Gene Ontology annotation, biological process: calcium ion transmembrane transport; intracellular calcium ion homeostasis. The transcript is spliced from 104 exons. The record is from RefSeq and is a predicted model, not a curated record. Bases 531 to 15923 code for a protein of 5130 amino acids. Gene Ontology annotation, cellular component: sarcolemma; Z disc; sarcoplasmic reticulum membrane. NCBI's taxonomy places the organism in Eukaryota, Metazoa, Arthropoda, Insecta, Blattodea, Kalotermitidae. Gene Ontology annotation, molecular function: protein binding; ryanodine-sensitive calcium-release channel activity; calcium ion binding.